Messenger RNA from Sinocyclocheilus rhinocerous, 459 nucleotides. It is a transcript of the gene mocs2, whose product is annotated as molybdenum cofactor synthesis 2. The coding region runs from base 103 to 363 and encodes 86 amino acids. Lineage: Eukaryota; Metazoa; Chordata; Actinopteri; Cypriniformes; Cyprinidae. Gene Ontology annotation, biological process: Mo-molybdopterin cofactor biosynthetic process. Gene Ontology annotation, cellular component: molybdopterin adenylyltransferase complex; cytosol. The record is from RefSeq and is a predicted model, not a curated record. The transcript is spliced from 4 exons.
UUUCCGCGAGUCAGGUGACCUGAAGCAAAACCAAUUGGAUUUGAGCUCCCAGGAAGACAAACUGACCCACGCGGCGAGGGCUUGAAGUUUGCAUGCGUAUACAUGAAUACCGAGGUGUCGGUCCUGUACUUUGCAAAAAGUGCCGAAUUAACGGGACUCAGAGCAGAGAGCAUCACUGUUCCGUCAAACAUAUCAUCUCUACAGCUGUGGCAGGAUCUGGAGAGCAGACAUCCCAGACUCUCUGUAUUACGGGAUCAGGUGGUUCUGGCCGUGCGUCAGGAGUACGUGCCUCUGGGAGAGCAGCCUUUGACCCUCAGAGACGGGGACGAGGUGGCAGUUAUACCGCCCCUUAGUGGAGGCUAAAGAAAUGACCAAGGUAUGGCUGCAGAUGGGGGUCAGGAUCUAAUAACACUCACUACUGACAAGCUUUCUGCUGAUCGUGUUUCUGAAUCUGUUACG